GGGCAGUUGGGCUGAGUUUUUCGGCUGGCUAGUUUAUUUUGGCCAAUAAAAUUUUUUGUAAUCUCUAUAAACAAAUCACGUGGUAAAGUUAUUUGUGAUCUAAUUAUACUUAUUAUAUAUUGACUUUGAUUCGCAAUUUUUUGUAAUUUAUUUAUCAACAUGUCGGAAACUUGUAAAAGUACAAAUGAGGAAUUAUUUCAAUCAAAUAAAACUAAACAACACGAAUCGAUUAUGCAAAAUGAAAGGGAUUUCCUUCCUAAAUUUUUAGCAGUGCAACAUGAAAACUUUCAUUCAGAAACUUUUGAAAAUAGUGUUCUUGACGAAAAUAAUAAUAAUGUUUCGAAAGAGAAUAGUGUAAAAUCAUUACAAUCUAAUAACGUAUCAAUAGAUUAUGUUUUAACUCAUUUUAAAGCAAUGGAAAAAAUGGAAGCCAAUGAAACGUUGAAUGAUAAUUUUACUCAACUUAAUUUCAAUAUUAUAAGUGCUGAGCCUUUCAAAAGUAAUCAUACACAAUCGAAAAAUGAACGUUCAGACAUUUCUCGUUGUUAUGAUAAUAAUUCUUUGAGAUCAGCGCCCACUUCAUUUAUCAUGAAUGUUGUGGAUGAUCGUUCUUCGCGCUCAUCGGUUGAUUCACGCGUCUCCACUCCUUCAUGGACUGUCGGAUCAAAUUUAAACUUUCCGAUAGACUCUGAUAAUCGAACAUUCAAACAGGCAAAAAUUAUUAAAUCGUGUGGAAAAAAUAACGGGAAUAAUCAUAAAGUGACAUUUAUAGGUGAUUUAAAUCAUGAAAGAGCUCCAGAAGAGCAAAUGCAAACAGUUCAGUUUGACGAAAAAGAACUCGAUUUUAAGAAUAAAAAUGGCGAAAAGGUUAUUAUGGCGGUAAAUCAUAGAAAUCGUAAAUUGGGGUGUGCUUAUUAUAAUUUGGAAACUUCCAAAUUAUAUCUUAUGGAAGAUAUCGAUGAAACAUUUCCAUACGAUUUAUUAAAUUUAUUACGUUAUCAAAUUCUACCCACAGUUAUUAUAGCAAAUUCUAAUGCAGAUGAUGAUUUUAUCGAAAUUCUAAAAAUGCAAGAUGAUUCUAUUUCCGUUGAACCUGAGCUUAUCAUUCGACCAAGUACUGAAUUCUUAUAUACUUCAGCGAAGAUGAGACUGCUCUCGGUUCGUUUUGGAGAAUAUAACCACGUGACUUCAAACCUUGAAUCAAGCAAGAGGGAAACAUAUUUACAAUUAUCAUGUGUUGUGAAUAUGGAAAGCGUUGAAACUAUAUGUUGUGCUGGCGCGUUAAUAAGUUAUAUUUCAAGAGCCAAAAUAACAGAAGGAAUUCCUGAAGAUCAACCUUUAGAUAUUUCAGAAAUUGAGCAAUUCUCUUUAAAGAGAUUCUUACAUAUAAAUUCAGACGCGUUAUGUUCGCUUCAAAUCUUUGAAGAUGAAUCGCAUCCGAACAUGCAUAUGCGAGCCAGAAGCAAAGAAGGAUUAUCUCUUUUUGGUAUCCUCAAUAAUACGCGAACUACAUCUGGAAAACAACUACUUAAGCAAUGGUUUCUUCGACCUACUCUCGAUUUAGAUAUUAUUGACGAGAGACAUCGUACUAUCGAAUGUUUUCUACAAACAGAUAAUUUGGAAAAUUCCGAACAGUUGGUUUCUUGCCUUAAAAACAUAAAGAACAUCCCAAAAAUUAUAGAUAAUAUGAAAGGAAAUUUGAAUAUUAAAGAUUGGCAAUCUUUGUUACAGUUUGCCUUUUAUUGCCUGAAAAUACGCAAUAUCGUACGUGAAUUAAAUCAUAGUGAAAAUAUACAAAUUUUUACUAAGAUUAAAGAAACAUUCAUAGUGGCCGAUUUGAAAGAUAUUGGAUCUUAUAUAAAUGUGGUAAAUUCGAUGAUCGUUUGUUUAAAAUACUGUACUUUAACAGAAAUAAAUAAAUAUACAUUCGUAAAAAAGAUUGAUUUUGACGAGAGUGUCAAAGAAAAUAGAAUCGUAGUCAAGUCUCAUAUUGAUGAGGAACUUGAUCAUAUGAAAAGAACUUAUGAUGGAUUAGACGAUUUUUUGUCCGAAGUUGCGCGCGAAAUUAGCACAACUAUACCUUCUGAAUUUGCUUUAACGCUGAAUGUAAUAUAUUUCCCCCAAUUGGGAUAUCUCAUUACGGUCCCAUUGAAACCAGAAUGGAAAAAAGAAGAUGAUUUUAAAAUUGAUGGGCUAUAUUAUCAAUUCAGCACUGCAACUACAGUUUAUUACAAAAAUGACAGAAUGAAAGAACUCGACGAGUAUUUAGGAGAUAUACACGGACUUAUUGUUGAUCGAGAAAUUGAAAUAAUGCAAAAACUUCAAGAUCAUAUAUUAGAGUAUGCCUCGCUAUUAUUAAAUGCUACAGCAGCUUGUGCGGAACUUGACUGUUUACUUUCUUUAGCGGAAUCUGCAAGAAAAUUCAAAUAUUGUCGGCCCCACUUAGUAAACGAAAACAUUCUAGAAAUUGUGAAAGGGAGGCAUCCUUUACAAGAACUUUGUGUCGAUAUUUUUGUUGCCAAUGACAUAAAAAUUGCUGGUGGAAAUGGCAUUAUAACUAAUGAAAAUGUAGAUAAUGAUAGCGCGACAAGUUCAGCAUAUAAAAGUAUAAUGCUGCUUAGCGGCGCCAAUUAUUCUGGUAAAAGCGUAUAUUUGAAACAAGUUGCACUAAUUACUUACAUGGCACAUAUCGGAAGCUUCGUACCAGCUGAUUCAGCUACUAUUGGCCUAACUGAUAAAAUUUUUACUCGUGUGCAAACAAGAGAAACUGUAUCCAAGAUUCAAAGUGCGUUUAUGAUAGACUUGCAACAAAUAUCAAUCGCGCUUCGUAACUCUACGUCGAGAUCGUUAUUAAUAUUCGAUGAAUUUGGAAAAGGAACCGGCUCGACAGAUGGAGCAGGUUUGUUUUGUGGAGUAAUAGAACAUCUGUUAAAACGUGGAAGAGAUUGUCCGAAAGUUAUUGCCGCAACGCAUUUUCAUGAAAUUUUCGAAAACAAUCUUCUCCCUCAAGCAUUGCCUAUUUCAUUGGCCACAAUGGAAAUCAUGAGGGAUGACGAGAAAGAAGAAUUGGCCUUUCUAUAUCGUCUUGUGCCAGGCCGCAGCACUACUUCUUGGGGAACAUUUUGUGCAGCCUUUGCAGGAAUGCCCUCUCAUAUAGUUAAAAGAGCAUCACAUUUAUCACAACUUUUUGCUCGAUACGAAUCUAUCCCACCAUCUUUCGGUGAUGACCAUGAACGUCGAACAUAUGCUACUUGUGAACAAGUAGCAAGAAGAUUCGUUCAUUUAGAUUUCAAUGGCCAAGAUUCAGGAUUAGAAAAUUUCUUAGAAUGGGUAAGCCGAGAAUGUGAAUAACAUACUUUAGUACUAAUUAAAGAUAAAAUAAAAUAUAAAAUAACCUCCAAAAAUGCUUAAAUAAAUUUUAUUUAAAUAAUAUAUAUAUAUCGCUUAAUUUUUGCAAAUCACGUGAUUUAGGUCGAUUUUAAAAAAUUGUUUUAUCGAAGCAAAUUUUUGAAAUUUUUGCUUAGUA
Molecule: messenger RNA, 3526 nt
Organism: Rhizophagus irregularis DAOM 181602=DAOM 197198
Lineage: Eukaryota; Fungi; Glomeromycota; Glomeromycetes; Glomerales; Glomeraceae
Source: RefSeq, a predicted model, not a curated record